GCUCUAUCUUUACUCAUCAUCGAUCAUGUCGAUGUGCUAAUAAUAUUUCGUUGUCUCGAUUGGUUCGCUAUCGAUUCGUACAAUAUUCGUAGUGGCGAGAGAUUUUGAUGUCGGACUAUUCAUACUCGGAUAACCCAGCGGGACCACGAUUAGUGUCCUACGAGAGACACGAAGGCAAUCUUGAUUUUGAUAACAGGCCAAACCAUAAUGACCCUUACAACGCCUACAAUCGUGCUCCCCUACCUGACCGUCGCACGCAACGGUCCUACUCGUUUCAGAAAAGGGAGGAGGUUUCUAUGAAUCAGAUUCUUCGGCGAACUUCGAAUUCUGUGGCGCCAGUCACAGCGGAAGCGAUGAGCAGAACUUAUCCAGUCGAACGGCGGCAUGAAUUUGAACGACCAACACCACCACCACAUCAGAUGAAUGACUUCGCUUAUCGUGGUAUGCCUAACGAUGUCCCAAGAUAUCAUCACAAUGACGAAUAUCCUGCCCAGUCCGCAUCCUUCAACAACGCAAGAUGCUAUGAUCCCGUGCAGGAGACCGAUAUCCUUGGUGAUGACGUUAGCGAGGCACAGUCGGACGUGUACGGACCGGGCGCAUAUGAACCAGCAGAUGAGCAAACGUCCAGCAGCGAAGAAGAGGAUGAUCCAGAGUUGAAAGAAUUAGAAGAAAGAGACAAUAUAGUCUUGAAGUAUGAAAAGGGCCCCGAAUCGAAGGACAUCGACCCUUGGGAGAAUCCAGAGUUUGACGUCUAUGCGAAGAUGGAUCGCUUUGGAUUUGUGCACAAAGACGCCAACGAAGCUACCGAAGAAGAACGUGCAAAUCGGCGAAGAGUAGAAAAAGAAAUAAGACGAGUGAAUAAAUGGCUAGCAAUGGAAGCAGCAUGGAAGAAGGGUCGAAUACCUAAGAAGCUGGAAGAAAGAACGUGGAAGGGAAUCCCGGAGAAAUUGCGCAUGACGAUCUGGCCUCGUUUACUUGGUGCUUAUGAUAUGAAGGAAGCACGACCGGAUGUCUAUUAUCAAUUACUAAUGAGAGCUCGACUUGUAUCAAAAGAUAUCAAACAAAUUGAUCUCGAUAUAAACAGAACCUAUAGGGACCAUAUAUCAUUUCGUAGACGUUACGACGUCAAACAACAAUCUCUACUUAAUGUUCUCGCUGCAUAUUCUAUGUACAAUACGGAAGUUGGUUACUGUCAAGGGAUGAGCCAAAUUGCUGCUUUGUUUUUGAUGUAUCUAGAUGAGGAAGACACUUUUUGGUGUAUACAUGCGUUGAUGGUGGGGAAAAAGCAUACUAUGCAUGGAUUCUUUGUUCCCGGUUUUCCUAAAUUGUCUCGGUUCGAAGCUCAUUUCAAAAAGGUGCUCAAAAAGUAUCGACCACGGGUAUACAAGCAUUUGGAAAAGAAUGAUAUUCCUUAUAUUUACCUCACCAAAUGGUGGUUUGGUUGUUUUCUGGAUCGGGUACCGUUUUCAUUAGCAUUGAGAUUAUGGGAUGUUUACAUACUUGAAGGAGAUCCAAUCUUGCUAGCUAUGGCAUUGAAUAUAAUGAAAAUGCAUGAGAAAUCCAUAAGAAAGCUGCAAAUGGAAACUUUUAUGGAUUUUAUACAGAACACAAUCGCCAACAAUUUUGGUUAUUCGGACGAUGAGACCAUGUAUUCGUUGAGGGAGGUUCUGAGCAGGUUGAAGAGUGAUGGUCUUCACUAUCCACCACCACCAAAACCUGAUGAUCUCCCAGAAGUUCCAACGAAAGCACUUGGCCCUAUACUGUCCAAGCCGAUCUCUUCUAUUCGAGAAGAACAGGAAGAGAUCAAAUCGCGGAGAAGUCAUGCAGCUUCUGUUGGGAGAUCACCACAUCCGCGGCGAAGCCGAAAACCAGUCUGGCACCACUCAUUCGCGGCCGAGAUAUUCAAAUCUGGACUCUUACCCAGAAGGGUUUGCCCUGGUGUCAAAAAUUCAUGCAUGGUGCUGUAA
Cylicocyclus nassatus is the source of this 1967-nucleotide messenger RNA. The record is from the annotation of a GenBank genome assembly. Lineage: Eukaryota; Metazoa; Nematoda; Chromadorea; Rhabditida; Strongylidae.